Molecule: messenger RNA, 3753 nt
Organism: Eriocheir sinensis (Chinese mitten crab)
Lineage: Eukaryota; Metazoa; Arthropoda; Malacostraca; Decapoda; Varunidae
Gene: Cdc27
Product: cell division cycle protein 27 homolog
Exons: 15
Coding region: 107-2713 (868 amino acids)
Biological process (GO): cell division
Molecular function (GO): protein binding
Source: RefSeq, a predicted model, not a curated record
UCGCUGCGAGCAGGAGGAGAAGGCGUCUGGGGUGUCUGAGGCCCCGCCCCGCCCGCCCCGCCCACCCGCCGCCCGCCCGCCGCCCGCACGCCCGCACACCCACACGAUGCUGGUCCAGGAGCCGCUACAGGCCGCGGUUUGGCACUGCCUGAACCACUAUGCCUAUCGGGAUGCCACCUUCCUUGCCGAGAGACUGCUGGCUGAAGUUGACUCCGAUGAGGCGCUACACUUGGUGGCGACGUCAUACUACCGCUCAGGGAAGCCCGGCCGCGCCUACUCGGUGCUGCGGGCUCGCGGCACCCGCACCCCACAGCUCAGGUUCCUCAUGGCACGCUGCUGCUUUGACCUCUGCAAACUUGAGGAGGCCGAGACGGUGCUAACGGGGGGCAGCGUGCUCCACCCCAAGACGAUAGACGAGCUGACAGUCGAAUACGGGGACCUGGCCUGCUUCGCCCUGCAGCUCCUGGGCCUGAUCUGCGCCCGCACCGAACGGCUGGCCCGCGCAAUGGAGGCAUUCCGCCGCUCCCUGAAGCUCAACCCCUUCCUCUGGCAGUCCUUCGUGGCACUCUCUGACCAGGGAGACAAGACUGACCCGGCCAAGGUGUUCCGGCUGGACAGCCUCGAGAGCUUCAGCAACUGUCACGGCAACACAGUGCUCACCCUUGUCAACAGCGCCCCGCCACCAGGGGGGGGCGGGGGCAGCACCACCACCGAACCCAUGCUCACCAAUACCACCACCACCACCACCACCCUCAACAGCGUCACUGUAAACAGCCACCAGCAGCAGCAGGAGACGUUCAACCAAACACCAACGUUCACCCCCAUGCACAACACCAAUACCCCAAACAACCUCCUCCCCGUUGCCCACACCCCAUCCUUUACCCUGAGCACCCCAUCCCCCCUAAACACCCCAGUGGCCAUCACGAUCACCCCCACCCCAGACCGCGGCACUGGGGUGGGCGGGGACACCGGGGAAGGCAUUUUACAAGCCCCAAAGAAGAAGAAAUUGGUUAGGCUUCGGAGCGUCAUGGGUGGAAGUGUUAGUCUAAGCCCUCUGUCGCCUAGUUUCGGUGUCCUGCCUCUCGACGCCGGGACCCCAGUCUGUGAAGAACACCCAGCCCUCUUGAACACGUCUGUGGCCUUCCUCACCCCCUCCCCGCUCUCUCUGUCGCAGCUGGACGCAGAACCCAAUGCCAAGAUCCCAACACCUCUCAGUAAAAGGAUCCUAUGCCGGAAGACCAAGGACUCCCCGCUGGUGCUGAACAAGCCGGCGGUCUUCGCUCCGGCGGGCAACAACAGCAACUUCCAGAGCCCCCCCAGCGUGCAGCCCAACCCCAACGUGCGGCGUUCCUCUCGGCUCUUCGGCAACAGCAACUCGGUGAAGGAGAACAACAAGUCCCCCGCCAGGAAGACCAAGACCAGGUCCUCCAAGAGUCAGUCCAGCCUGUCGGAGCUGAAUGAGAAAAACAAGAGUGAGAACCAAGACAUCAUCUCGCCCACCGACAAGCCCUACCCCGAGAAACCUCCCUCGCCGCAGUCCCUCGCACAGCAGGCCUUCACUAUACAGAAGCAGUCGGCGGAGGGGUUGAUGUCCUUGCUGCGGGACAUGGGCACAGCGUAUCAGCACCUGGCGCAGUACAAUUGUGAGAAGGCCAUUGAGCUGCUGAGCGCCUUGCCCACCCAGCACUACCGCACCGGCUGGGUUCUCUCGCACAUCGGCAAGGCGUACUUCGAGAUGACGGACUACCAGCAGGCCGUCAAGUUCUUCAGUGAGGUGCGUGAGUGGGAGCCGCACCGUCUGCACCUCAUGGAGUACUACAGCACCGCACUCUGGCACCAGCAGAAAGAAGUGCAGCUCUCCGCUUUGGCCCAGGACCUGGUGGAGGAGGAUCGUGAGUGCCCGCAGGCCUGGUGUGCCACGGGGAACUGUUUCUCCCUGCAGAAGGAACACGAGGCAGCCAUCAGGUUCUUCUCCAGGGCCAUACAGGUGGACCCCAACUUUGCCUACGCCUACACCCUGCUUGGCCACGAACACAUAGCCACGGAGGAGCUGGACAGUGCCCUCAGCUGCUACAGGAGUGCCAUCAGGAUAGACCCUCGACACUACAAUGCCUGGUACGGCAUUGGUCUGGUGCUAUUCAAACAGGAGAGGUUCGCCCAAGCUGAGUCCCACUUCAGGAAGGCGCUGAGCAUCCACCCUCAUAGCUCAGUGCUCAUGUGCCAUGUGGCCGUGGUGGAACACGCCUUACAAAAAAGCAGUGCCGCGCUGUCCACCCUAAACCGGGCCUUGGCGGUGGACCCUCGCAACCCACUGUGCAAGUACCAUCGGGCAUCCAUCCUGCACGCCACGGACCGCCACCAGGAAGCCCUCGCAGAGCUUAACCACCUGCGGGAGAUUGUGCCCAAGGAGUCCAACGUUUACUUCUUGCUGGGGAAGGUGCACAAAAAGCUGGGUCAGACUCACUUGGCCCUCAUGAACUUCUCCUGGGCCAUGGAUCUUGACCCUAAAGGUGCCAACAACCAGUUCAAGGAAGCUAUUGACCCCGCCAUCAACCGCUUCCCUGUGGACGAUGAUGACACCACCAACAACAACCCUCAUGAUAACGGCAGCGAAAGUUGCUCCCUGGCACCAGCCGAGUCCUCGCAGGAGUCGCUGAUCCUGGAGCCGCAGCAAAUACCCAACGUGGAGAGCCUCAGCGACGACAGCCUAUAAUAGCAGGAGGCUUAGGCUUCUCAAUUUCUCAUAAACCUAUUGCCACACAGGGAUGGAGGGAGGGAGGGGGGGAUGGUGGUUUUUUUUUUUUUCUUUUUUUUCCUUUAUAUAUUUUUUUUAUCAUUCAGGAGGGAGAGAGCUUGGCACUGCCUCCCAUUGGUUAAUUAUUGUAGCCUAGCUCACUGGAGAGGAAUGCAUGAGUGUGUGUGUGUGUGUGUGUGCAUCGGGUGAGUUGAGUGUGGCUGAGUGGGGAGAGCUAGGAGUGAGGCUGGAGUACAAACAAACCUGGGAGGAUCAAGGUUACCACAGGAAGGUAGCACGGCAGGACGUGUAUCUAUGCUCCACCACCUGAGCCACGCCCUCGCCGGCCCAGGCACCGAUGAUGUGGGCCAGCCACAGCCUGCACUGGCUGGCUGGCUGGCCCAGGAGGCAGCCCCUCCCUGGGCACAGUGGAGGAGGCCAGGCCUGGGCAGGGCAGGGGCACUGCCGCCAGGCUGAGGAAGGCAGUUGGUGUGGGGGUGGGAGUGAGGGGCCGCUCCCUCCCAACCCUGCCCCCAUGCGCCUGGCUGGAGAGGGAGUAUCGGUGUUCUCCCGCCCUGCACGUGGUGGCAUACAGCAUAGCAAGGAGCACUCGGAGACAUUCUUUGAGCUAAAUGUAAGUGAUCUGUAAAUUUUAUUUAUAUUCCAUAAUUAUAUAAAUAGAGACGACGCUUAAAAUCCACAGGGCUUUGGUCCCUCCGUCCCGGCGAGGCAGUGUCCUGCGCGCCGGUUGGUGGCCGACCAAAGUUCCUGUAAAUUUCAAGACUAUUUAAAGGAAUGACAAAUAUAUAUAUGUAAAUUAAUCAUUGUUAUACCAGAUUCUAGUCUUAGGCUACUGUUGCCACUCAAGUAAGGAUGCAGUAACUGACCUUGAAAGUUACUGAGAAUUAAUGCCAAGCAUUGAUCCAAGCUGUGUUAUCUCCUACCCCAGUGUAUGGCUGACCUGACUGCUAAGUGUUGUUAGACUCUUCAGUGUUUUGUAAAUAAAGAAUAAAACCACA